AUGGCGAGAAGGUGGCAGGUCUGGGGCCGGCCCGACGGCAGCCAACUCUGGAUCCCCGCCCCCGACCCCGACGCGCCGCCGCCGCCGCCCGCCGCGGCCCCGCCUCUUCCUCCGCCGGGGCGCGCCGCGGGGACAGCCGCCGCUUCAUUUGAGGACGCGCAGGUCAAAGGCCGGGGCGCUGCUGACGGAUGCCGCGUCGAGUCCAUGGCCGACCUCCUCGUCCAAGCGCGGAACAAGCUGCUCGAAGGUGAUGGGAUGGCCGGAGCAACCGGGGAUGCAGGAAAAGGCAAGCUGUUCUGCACUGGAUCGGGGAGACCAGUGUCCCUCAGCGAGAGGGCUAUAAGGAAGGCCAGGGCGUUGGUCGGGGAGGAUGUGGAGAAGGCUGGUAUUAAGAGAAAGCAAUCAUUUGGCGAUGUACCUGAUGUAGAGGGCGGAUUGAGAGAAAUGGGCGCCCCAUUUAGAGGUGGAACCAUGCCCCCAUUGUUCCAAACUGGGUCAGGAAAAGCGGUCUUGCCGGGCAGGAACUCAAUCCAAAAGGCAAGAGCUAUUUUAGAAGAUGUUGAUAGUGCUGCUGGUGCCGCACAACCAAUGUUCCGUACUGGAAUGGGUAGGGCGGUUCCUGUGAACCGGACCCUUAUUGACAAGGCAAGAGCUGUUUUGGAGGGACAAACAGCUGUAGAACAAGGUCAUUAUGAUGAGAGUGUGGACGGCAUGGAACAGUUUCCAUUGUUCCAAACUGGUUCAGGAAGAGUUGUAUCAGUCAGUUCAGCAUCUGUUCAGAAAGCUAAGUCUGUGUUGAAGGAUAAUAAUACAAGCAAGGAAAAUACAGAGAGUUUUGGUAGGCCUGACCAUACAGAGAGUUUUGGUAGGCCUGACCAAACUGGUUCAAGAAGACCAGUCAUGAUCAGCGAAAGAUCCAUUGAGCGAUCUAUAGAUGCGGUGAAUGAGGGAGAUGCGGAAAAGAGUGGACAUUGGGAUACUGGUUGCCAGUUCCCAAUGUUCCAAACAGGAUUAGGGAAGCCUGUUGCUGUGAGCUGGAACUCAGUUCAGAAGGCAAGGGCAGUAUUGGAGGAAGAAAAAAUUAAAACAACUGGACAUGGAGAUAGCAGUUUUUGCGCCACAACUCUUCAAAGUGAAACGCCAAGGUCUGUUUUGAUGAGUAGCAGUUUGAUCAUGACUGAUAGAAGUGUUACACCGAAUGGAGAUAGUGCAGUGCAAGAGAAAAAUCACGAGGAUGGCAACCACUUGCCGUUGUUUCAAACUGGGUCAGGGAGGUCAAUUGCUAUAAGUAAGAGCUCAUUUAAGAGGGCAACUGCAGUUCUGGAGCCAAGGAAUAUUACAAAGGAAUUGGAAGAUGAAGCUCAUUUAGAUGGUGGCCAUGAUACUCCCAUGUUCAAAACUGGAUUAGGAAGGUCUAACUUAGCAAGUGAUGGCUGUAGAACUGAAUUGUGUAUCUUAGAAGCUGAAGAAGCAGUCAAAAGUGUAAACAAUUACAACAGAGAAGCCUUUGUUGAAGUGCCAGCGUUCCAAGCUGGGAUACAAACGUUUGUACCCCAAAACAGAAGUUCAAGUCGUAAGGCCAGUAUGCUUUUGGAGCAACGAAACUUGAAAGGAUACAAAGACUCUGGAAGUCAACUGCCAAUGUUUCGAACCGGAUCUGGAAAGUCAGUCUUGAUUAGUGAAAGCUCAGUGCAGAAAGCAAAGGCUGUUCUGGAGGAAGAGGUCAAAAUAAACAGAGAUAAUCAUAAUCUCCUUAACAUGGACAAAAAUAUUCCUGUCUUUGCUUCACCUCUCAAGACAAGCUGUGCAAGAACAGUUAAUAUAUCUUCAGCUGGUGUAUCUCGAGCUGCUACUUUGUUGGGCUUGGAGGAGAAUACCCUUUCAACACAAUUUUUUGGACAUGUGGGCGAUAAGCUUGGCACGAAAAUAAAAUUUGAACGGAAAAAUCCAGAACAGAGGCUUGCAUCUGGUCCAACAGAAAACCAAGUGCGUAAGGAACCACACCGGCCAUUUGAACUUUCUAAUAACACAGUUUCUGAUUCUGGUGAACAUUCUAUCAGAUUCAGUACCGCGGGAGGCAGAUCAAUGGCUAUUUCUAGUGAUGCACUUCAACGUGCGAGAAGCCUUCUGGGUGAAUCAGAUCACGUGGUUUCAACAAAUAAUUUAGUAGGCUGCUCUUUGGCAUCUGCAUGUAAUGUUGAGAUGCCAAAUUCAACCGUCGCCCCAAAAGGUGGACCUGAUUUAUCAAAAAUAAGUAGGGUCAAUGGAAAAACCGAACUUACAACAUUUUCCCACCAGGCAAUGUCUGAUAGGAAGCACACUGGAUCCUUUGAAAAUGCUGUACCUGUUAUCCCGGCGACUAACAAACAACCCAAUAUGUUUCAUGUUGGGAGUCGUUCAAUCAGUGAAAUUCCAAAGAUCCCGAAGCCCUCUUCCAUGUGUUUAUCUGAAACUGACAAUGCAAAUGACACUAAAGAUAAGACCCAGCGACUCCAUAUGCCAGCUGGAGCGUUGGUUGACAUUAGUAACUUCAUGGGCACACAUUCUGGAAAUAUUGACCAUGCUGUUAAUGAGAAGAGAAGAAUUGAGGGAAGAAACACUGCAUCUUCCUUUAAACGCCCCCGCUCUUCCAGAUAA
This is a messenger RNA of Triticum turgidum subsp. durum (durum wheat), 2637 nucleotides long. The record is from the annotation of a GenBank genome assembly. Lineage: Eukaryota; Viridiplantae; Streptophyta; Magnoliopsida; Poales; Poaceae.